Striga asiatica is the source of this 2382-nucleotide messenger RNA. The record is from the annotation of a GenBank genome assembly. Lineage: Eukaryota; Viridiplantae; Streptophyta; Magnoliopsida; Lamiales; Orobanchaceae.
CUGACAUAAGAUGGGCACGAAUCGAACACAUGGACCUAUUAUGGGCCCCGCAGGAUGGACAUUUCAACAUUUUCAAGGCCUAGGUUGUUCAGCUUUACUGGCAAGAAAAAAUAAAACGAAAAAUCUUUUAUUAUUGGGUAACAUCGAAGGAGACGUGGGCGUUUCCUGUGAUGGACAUGUAGUUGUUUCUCAUUCUUUUUUUUUUCUUUGUUUUCUGGGCCGAUAAAAGGAUAGAAAAAGGAACCAACCUACCCCAUUUGUUCUUGGUGUUUUUGUACUGAUAAUAAAAUGCGUGUGUAAUGAACUUUGGCAGCAAUGAACUUUAACAGCGUUGGUUUGAAUUGGGUUUCUGAUGUUGACUGACGUCUUUCUCUGAUUUAAAAAGAUUUUGAUUUUCAACAACCCUUGGAGGUGUAGGGAGUUGGGGAGGAAGCUACUCUUCAUUUAGAGGUCUCGAUUGGAUCUUGGGAGCUUAUGAAGUUAAGGAAAUGUUAAGAGACUGGAAGAAAAUGUCCUCUAAUUUCUCUUUGCCAUUUUAAGUUUGUAAUUCCAAUAUUUAGCUCGGAGGAUUUAGCUGAUUUUAUUUUGGAAAAACUCUGCUGAGUAAUUGGAUCGAGCCAUGACUAAGCUGUCUCUAACACUUGAAAAUAAAAGUUGUGAUUCAAAUGUUCCACAGAAGGGAGUUAUUAUCAAAACUGAGCCAAGUUAUAGUCGGCCAAGUGAUGGUGAAGCCAAUAUUUUAUUAAAGACCUUGGAAAGUGAAAAAAAUUUGAUCUUUAGUGAUAUUGUUGCUCAGGAGGAACUCGUAGAAUCCAAGUAUGAAGCGAGUGGUACCAUCCUCUGCAUUGAGGAGUAUACAGUUGUGGAGGCCAAUUUAGAUAGAAAUGUUUUUGCAGUGCAGAAAAAUGUCAAGGCCCUGAAUGUUGAAGACUUGAAAGGUGAAUCUACUAGCAGGCUUCUUAAGGUUUCUGAAGAAAAGAUGAUAAAUAAUCAAAAUAAUGCUUUGAAUUUCCCACCUCUAUGGGGGCUGACAUCUAUUUGUGGAAUGCGGAAAGAAAUGGAAGAUUAUGCUGUAGCUUUUCCAAGAUUCCUAAAUAUCCCUUCUUUUAUGCUGGGAGAAGUGGUCUCGAGCUCGACAAAUCACGAUACAUCGACUGCCCAUUUAUUUGCAGUUUAUGAUGGACACGGAGGUUUUCAGGUUGCUGAUUAUUGCCGGGCCCGCCUGCAUGAAGUUGUAGCUGAGGAGAUUGGUACUGCUAAAGAAAGUUGGCAUACUGAGCCUGAUUAUCACAAUUAUGAGGAGAAAUGGACAAACAUCUUUCUUAACUCUUUCCACAAAAUGGACUGUGAAGUCGGAGGAUGUCUAGGUGGGGACAUUGAUUGUGCCGACAAUAAUUUUCCGUCUGUUGCACCCAACUCUGUGGGGUCCACGGCUUUAAUUGCUGUGAUUUGCUCGACCCACAUAAUUGUUGCCAACUGUGGAGAUUCGAGGGCUGUUUUGUGUCGGGCAAAAGUGCCGAUACCGCUGUCUGUGGACCACAGACCGAAUAGCAAAGCCGAAUGUGCGAGAAUAGAGGCCGCGGGAGGCAAAGUCGUCUAUUGGAAUGGGUACCGAGUCUCGGGUUUUCUGGCUGUCUCGAGGUCCAUUGGGGAUGGAUACUUGAAGCCAUACGUAGUUGCAGACCCGGAAGUUAUGUUUGUUCAUCGUGCAAAAGAAGACGACUUUCUAAUUCUGGCCAGUGAUGGGCUUUGGGAUGUGAUAACGAAUGAAGAGGCCUGUGAGCUGGCCCGAAGGCGAAUUCUGCUAUGGCACAAGAAUAACGCAGGCCCGAAUUAUCUGAGAGAAAGAAGGCCCGGGAUUGACCCAGCUGCUCAGGAUGCAGCUGAUUAUCUCUCACGGCUUGCGCUCCGUAAAGGGAGCAGAGAUAAUAUCUCGGUCAUAGUUAUCGACCUCAAAGCUCGGAGGAAGCUGAAGAGGAAGGUUUAGAAAGAAGGUUGUAAUGACUAACCGAAUAAGGUCGUUUAUGUGUCAUUGACUCGACUUUUUGCAAAUGUUGAUUGUGCUCGAUUUCGUUUUAAUGCUAAAUCAUCGGAUGGUGGUGUUAACGGUCCCUUUCAUGUCAGUUGUGUGGAUAGAGGUAAGAUUAAUUCAAGUGAGAUAGAAUUCACUAGGAAAAAUUUCAUGCUAUCCAAAGUUUGUUAGACUAUUGAAUUUGCAAAUGAUAAUCAUCACAAAGGGAAACUGAAACUUGUUCUUCAUGCAUAUUUAUGUAGUAACCAAGUUCUUGAUUUCGGCAUUUGUAUUACUAAUUGCACUAUUCCAAUACCUUACACAGAAAAACAUCUCAUGAAAGCUGAAAUAGUGUAUAGUGUAUUUUACUA